UGCAGUAUUUUACGAAUGAUUUGUGACGAUGCUGUUUCAGCAUCGUCUAAGAUGAGACAUUUUCUGGCUGUUCUCAUAUUUUCGGGAUGCCUUAAUAAUGGGGCUAGUGGGACCACCUACUGCACCGUAGACGAUGACACACCUGUAUUCAGCGCCCCUGAUCUCGGCUCCAGAGUUGUCACACUGGUCGAGAGGAACACAUGCUUCCAUGGUGACAUGAAGGGAGAAUGGCUAUUCCUGCAAGAUAAUCCAAUUUAUUACAUUCAUGGCUACACAGUAAUCGAGGACACUGAACCAGCCGCUGAUAAAAACGAAGCCAAUGGGUUCCGAGAAUAUGAUCCUAGGAAUAAACAAAAUGUUCGUUCAAGAUGCGUGGAUGUCGAAGGAAUAAACACAUGCGCUGGCGCACGAUCAAUUCCCAAUCACAGACAAGAAAAACGGUUUUUAAUGGGUGAUGCAACAUGGACCCAGUGGAUUGAAUGGUCUGAAUGUAACACCGCUGUGUGUAAUAUCGAGGGAACGAGGAAUCGUACACGACUGUGCUUUGUUCUGAACCCGAAUGCUCAAGCGAAUUGUAAUGGCGGUGACUCGAUACAAUUACAGAAGUGCACAAAACCUUGUUUGGUUGACGGUAGCUGGGGAGCUUGGGAGGGCUGGUCUGUCUGCUACUGUAACGGAUUUCGUCCGCGAUAUCGCAAGUGUGACAGCCCGCCUCCCUUGAAUGGCGGACAUGAUUGCAACGGUUCUGAGUUCGAAGUGGGUAUGUGCAACCGAACAAGCAACACUAACUGUCCAGUUGAUGGAAAGUGGACUGACUGGUCAGCAUGGUCCACUUGCUCCGUAAGCUGUGAGAAUGGAACUCAAUCUCGAAACCGGAACUGUACUAACCCACCUCAAGCUUAUGGAGGAAAGGAUUGUGGUUUAGAUGAUAGCGCGUUUCAGAAUUGCAGUACCUCGAUACCUUGUCCAGUAAAUGGCGCAUGGGGAGUCUGGGAGGGCUGGUCUGUCUGUGCCUGUAACGGAUUUCGCGGGCGAAAUCGCUACUGUGACAGCCCGCCUCCCACAAACGGUGGACAGGAUUGUCAGGAUGUGCGAUACGAAGUGGAAUUGUGCAACAAGACAAGCAAUUGUUCAGUAAAUGGCGCCUGGGGAGCCUGGGAGGGCUGGUCUGUCUGUGCCUGUAACGGAUUUCGCGGGCGAAAUCGCUACUGUGACAGCCCGCCUCCCACAAACGGUGGACAGUAUUGUCAGAGAAUGCCAUACGAAGUGGAAUUGUGCAACAAGACAAGCAAUUGUUCAGUUGACGGUAGCUGGGGAGCUUGGGAGGGCUGGUCUGUCUGCUACUGUAACGGAUUUCGUCCGCGAUAUCGCAAGUGUGACAGCCCGCCUCCCUUGAAUGGCGGACAUGUUUGCAACGGUUCUGAGUUCGAAGUGGGUAUGUGCAACCGAACAAGCAACACUAACUGUCCAGUUGAUGGAAAGUGGACUGACUGGUCAGCAUGGUCCACUUGCUCCGUAAGCUGUGAGAAUGGAACUCAAUCUCGAAACCGGAACUGUACUAACCCACCUCAAGCUUAUGGAGGAAAGGAUUGUGGUUUAGAUGAUAGCGCGUUUCAGAAUUGCAGUACCUCGAUACCUUGUCCAGUAAAUGGCGCAUGGGGAGUCUGGGAGGGCUGGUCUGUCUGUGCCUGUAACGGAUUUCGCGGGCGAAAUCGCUACUGUGACAGCCCGCCUCCCACAAACGGUGGACAGGAUUGUCAGGAUGUGCGAUACGAAGUGGAAUUGUGCAACAAGACAAGCAAUUGUUCAGUAAAUGGCGCCUGGGGAGCCUGGGAGGGCUGGUCUGUCUGUGCCUGUAACGGAUUUCGCGGGCGAAAUCGCUACUGUGACAGCCCGCCUCCCACAAACGGUGGACAGUAUUGUCAGAGUAUGCCAUACGAAGUGUUUGACGGUAGCUGGGGAGCUUGGGAGGGCUGGUCUGUCUGCUACUGUAACGGAUUUCGUCCGCGAUAUCGCAAGUGUGACAGCCCGCCUCCCUUGAAUGGCGGACAUGUUUGCAACGGUUCUGAGUUCGAAGUGGGUAUGUGCAACCGAACAAGCAACACUAACUGUCCAGUUGAUGGAAAGUGGACUGACUGGUCAGCAUGGUCCACUUGCUCCGUAAGCUGUGAGAAUGGAACUCAAUCUCGAAACCGGAACUGUACUAACCCACCUCAAGCUUAUGGAGGAAAGGAUUGUGGUUUAGAUGAUAGCGCGUUUCAGAAUUGCAGUACCUCGAUACCUUGUCCAGAUCAAAUCACAUGUACGUUCGAUGCGCCGUUAAAUUGUACUUGGCAUAACGUUGACUUGUUUGACAAUAUGGACUGGAUUGUGUUCAAUGGCUCGACGAACACUGACGACACGGGGCCUAGCUCGGAUCAUACGUUUGGUAACAGUACUGGCAAAUACAUCUACCUCGAGUCCAGCGCCCCAAGCGAGGAAUGUGACAAGGCCUGGUAUCAGAGUGGCAUCAAACAGCCCGGUUUUAACGCUCCUGCCUGUGUUCAAUUCUGGUAUCACAUGUAUGGUGCUGAUAUCGGAAGUCUCAACAUUUACAUGGCUACUGGUUCCAAGCUUCCAGGGAAAUUGCUGUGGACUGUAAGUGGGAACCAGGGAGAUGUCUGGAAGUCUGGACAUGUACCUUUGAGCUACACUUCAAAUAUUUCGGAGGGUGAUGCAACAUGGACCCAGUGGAUUGAAUGGUCUGAAUGUAACACCGCUGUGUGUAAUAUCGAGGGAACGAGGAAUCGUACACGACUGUGCUUUGUACUGAACCCGAAUGCCCAAGCGAAUUGUAAUGGCGGUGACUCGAUACAAUUACAGAAGUGCACAAAACCUUGUUUGGUUGACGGUAGCUGGGGAGCUUGGGAGGGCUGGUCUGUCUGCUACUGUAACGGAUUUCGUCCGCGAUAUCGCAAGUGUGACAGCCCGCCUCCCUUGAAUGGCGGACAUGAUUGCAACGGUUCUGAGUUCGAAGUGGGUAUGUGCAACCGAACAAGCAACACUAACUGUCCAGUUGAUGGAAAGUGGACUGACUGGUCAUCAUGGUCCACUUGCUCCGUAAGCUGUGAGAAUGGAACUCAAUCUCGAAACCGGAACUGUACUAACCCACCUCAAGCUUAUGGAGGAAAGGAUUGUGGUUUAGAUGAUAGCGCGUUUCAGAAUUGCAGUACCUCGAUACCUUGUCCAGAUCAAAUCACAUGUACGUUCGAUGCGCCGUUAAAUUGUACUUGGCAUAACGUUGACUUGUUUGACAAUAUGGACUGGAUUGUGUUCAAUGGCUCGACGAACACUGACGACACGGGGCCUAGCUCGGAUCAUACGUUUGGUAACAGUACUGGCAAAUACAUCUACCUCGAGUCCAGCGCCCCAAGCGAGGAAUGUGACAAGGCCUGGUAUCAGAGUGGCAUCAUACAGCCCGGUUUUAACGCUCCUGCCUGUGUUAAAUUCUGGUAUCACAUGUAUGGUGCUGAUAUCGGAAGUCUCAACAUUUACAUGGCUACUGGUUCCAAGCUUCCAGGGAAAUUGCUGUGGACUGUAAGUGGGAACCAGGGAGAUGUCUGGAAGUCUGGACAUGUACCUUUGAGCUACACUUCAAAUAUUUCGAUUAUAGCAGAGGCCACUGUUGGGAACGGUUUCCAUGGCGAUAUUGGACUAGACGACCUGAUGUUCACACAGUCGACAUGCUCUCUGUACCCAAGCAUGGCUAACGCACAGUGGGCUGCUACAUGUUCGACCACAACAAUUAGCCCAGGACAUUGGUCUCCCUGGUUUAAUGGCCAAUGUUCUGUAACAUGCGGGAACGGAACCCUGAUACGAAUGCGUCACUGCUCCUCGGGGCACACCGAAGAUUGUGCGGGAACCAGUAGCGAAGUGAUAGGCUGCCAAAAACCUCCAUGUGGAGUUUGGAGCGAAUGGUUCCUCGGCGACUGCUCGGUAACGUGUGGUGACGGCACCCUGUCACGUAUGAGGAUUUGUUCUUCCGGGCACGACGAGGACUGUCCGGGGUCUGCCUUCGACGCCAUGCCUUGCUCGCAGGGGCCCUGUUAACGAUGUUUGGCUCACCGAAAACAAUUGUGGAGACUUAAUGCAACUACAUGUUUAGAUUUGAAAUGUAUUUCUUGCAAAAAUACAAAUAAAAUGAGUA
Dreissena polymorpha is the source of this 4186-nucleotide messenger RNA. RefSeq names its product SCO-spondin-like. The coding region runs from base 16 to 4089 and encodes 1357 amino acids. The record is from RefSeq and is a predicted model, not a curated record. NCBI's taxonomy places the organism in Eukaryota, Metazoa, Mollusca, Bivalvia, Myida, Dreissenidae. Gene Ontology annotation, cellular component: membrane. The transcript has 26 exons.